UCAUUUUCAGACUUGUUCGCCUUUUCUCGUUAGGCUACCAAUUCUAGACUGCACCUCCAUUCCAUUAAAAUCCCAUCUGUCUCGCGUCUCUCCAAGUGAAAAGGCUUUUGUUUCCAGUCUCCGGAAAACAGAGACGCCGCUCAAGGAGGGAGAAGGACGAGAACUCGAAGAAGAUGAUAAUACCAGUCCGUUGUUUCACCUGCGGCAAGGUAAUUGGGAACAAAUGGGACACGUACCUUGACCUUCUCCAGGCGGACUAUUCUGAAGGAGAUGCUCUUGAUGCAUUGGGUUUGGUUCGUUAUUGCUGUCGAAGAAUGCUCAUGACCCAUGUUGAUCUCAUUGAGAAGCUUCUGAACUACAACACUCUGGAUAAAAGCGAGGGCAGCUGAGGGAGGGGAGUUUACGGCGUUGCGAGGGACUUCAUUUGGUUGCUUUGUAUGAUAGGUUGGAGUAGUUUGAAUAUGCUUCUGGAUCACUGCCUUUAUGGUUGAACAAUGGGUUAUUACUAGUUCUGAAGACAAUAGUGAUGUACUUCUUUAGAAGAAAGAACUGAUCUUUUUGCCUUUUUACUUAUUGUGGAUUGUUUGUUCCUCAUAUAUGAGCUGCAUGUGAACUAAAUUUACAUAUUUCUGAAUUUGGAUAACCUCCUCAUUGCAAAA
Morus notabilis is the source of this 659-nucleotide messenger RNA. Its product is annotated as DNA-directed RNA polymerase subunit 10-like protein. Gene Ontology annotation, cellular component: RNA polymerase III complex; RNA polymerase II, core complex; RNA polymerase I complex. The record is from RefSeq and is a predicted model, not a curated record. Gene Ontology annotation, biological process: tRNA transcription by RNA polymerase III; transcription by RNA polymerase I; transcription by RNA polymerase II. Gene Ontology annotation, molecular function: DNA binding; DNA-directed RNA polymerase activity; zinc ion binding. Bases 174 to 389 code for a protein of 71 amino acids. Lineage: Eukaryota; Viridiplantae; Streptophyta; Magnoliopsida; Rosales; Moraceae. The transcript is spliced from 4 exons.